Messenger RNA from Ficedula albicollis (Collared flycatcher), 1722 nucleotides. RefSeq names its product dihydrouridine synthase 2 (gene DUS2). The transcript is spliced from 16 exons. Gene Ontology annotation, biological process: tRNA dihydrouridine synthesis. Bases 42 to 1514 code for a protein of 490 amino acids. Gene Ontology annotation, cellular component: cytoplasm. The record is from RefSeq and is a predicted model, not a curated record. NCBI's taxonomy places the organism in Eukaryota, Metazoa, Chordata, Aves, Passeriformes, Muscicapidae. Gene Ontology annotation, molecular function: flavin adenine dinucleotide binding; tRNA binding; tRNA dihydrouridine synthase activity.
GCAUCCCCCGGUCCCUCACGCCGGGUGGUACCGCGACGGGAAUGACGGUGAACACACCGCUGUGCUUUAGAGGAAAGAAGAUCCUGGCUCCAAUGGUGCGCGUGGGAACACUGCCAAUGCGUCUGCUUGCUCUGGACUAUGGUGCCGAUAUCGUGUACUGUGAGGAGCUGAUUGACAUAAAGAUGCUGCAGUGUAAGAGGGUUAUAAAUGAGGUACUUGAAACAGUGGAUUUUGUUGCACCUAAUGAAAGAGUUGUUUUCAGAACUUGUGAAAGGGAGAGAGAACGUGUUGUCUUCCAAAUGGGUUCAGCAGAUGCUGAAAGAGCCCUGGCAGUAGCUAAGCUUGUAGAGAGUGAUGUGGCUGGUAUUGAUAUCAACAUGGGAUGCCCAAAAGAAUAUUCUACCAAGGGAGGUAUGGGAGCAGCACUGCUGUCUGAUCCUGACAAAAUAGAGUCUAUAUUGACCACCCUUGUUAAAGGAAUUUGUAAACCAGUAACCUGCAAAAUCCGCAUUUUGCCCUCAGUUGAGGAUACUGUGAACCUGGUGAAGAGAAUAGAGAAAACUGGCAUUGCUGCCAUUGCAGUCCAUGGAAGGAAGAAAGAGGAGAGGCCUCAGCACCCUGUCCACUGUGAUGUGAUCAAGGCCAUAUCUGAAGCUGUCUCCAUUCCAGUAAUAGCAAAUGGAGGCUCUCAUGACUUCAUCAAAGAAUAUGCAGACAUUGAGACCUUUGAGAAAGCAACAGCUGCCUCAUCAGUCAUGAUUGCUCGUGCUGCCAUGUGGAACCCCUCUAUCUUCAGAAAAGAUGGCUUUUGCCCCUUGAAGGAUGUCAUGCAAGAUUACAUCAAAUAUGCAGUGAGAUAUGAUAAUCACUACACCAACACUAAGUACUGCUUGUGUCAGAUGUUAAGAGAACAGCUGGAAACUACUCAGGGUAAGAAGCUCCACGCUGCACAGUCCACACAGGAGAUCUGUGAAGUCUUUGAAAUGGGUGACUUCUAUGAAGAAAUCACAGCUAUUUUUGAAGCAAAGAAAACAUCUUUAGAAACUAAGACACAAGAUGAAGAUGACCAAAUGGAAGAUCCAGAUGUAAUAAAAAUGGCUGUUAGAUUUGACAAGCGAGAAUAUCCACCACAGCUCACUCCAAAAAUGUAUCUGCUGGAAUGGUGUAGGAAAGAAAAGCAUCCUCAGCCUGUUUAUGAAACUGUUCAAAGACCACUGGAUAGAUUAUUCUGUUCAGUAGUGACAGUAGCUGACCGAAAAUACCGAUCGACUCUGUGGGACAAGUCCAAGAAACUGGCAGAACAGGCUGCUGCUAUUGUCUGUCUGAGAACCUUGGGUGUGCCAGAGGGAAAGCUCUGUGAGGGAGAAAAUCACCUGAUUACCAAACGCAAGAGGGGAGACCAGGAGUUCUUGAUUAGCAGAGACCAUGGAGAGGAUCUUGCUGAGCCUUCCCAUAAAAAAGCGAAUUUUAUUGAAGAAACUUCUGACACGGCUGUGCCGAAGAUGCCACGAUAGCAUGGAAAUGAGAGGCUUCAUGCCUAUGCAGAUACAAAUGAGCUCCUGUUUGUAUAUCUUGCUGUUCACAUUUCAUUUGGAUUCUCUCAGAAACAGAUAAAUUUCCCAGUUGUGAAAAAUGCCACUGAGAUGUUUACUGUUCACCACUCACUGUCCCUAUGGUGCCUUUCAGAUAGGAACUUGAUUUUAAAGAACAUGGAGAAAUUAA